CUCUCCGGCGCGGAGCAGUGAUGACUGUCCGUGUGCGACAGCGUGCUCGGCGGUUCAGCGCUCGGCGGUGGAGCCGCUGGGAGACGCAGGCCAUCACGACUUAAGUAAUGAAUCCCGCAGUGUGAAAUAAAUUGGUGUUAACGGUGAAAUGAGUCUGACGUUUGCACACUGUAAAUUGAGAAAUGAAUUCCUGACAGAACCAACACACUGAAUGAUGGAGCCUAAGCAUCAACCUGAGCUGGACCCUAAUAAAGAUGACCUGCCUUUGCGAGCCAACACUAAUCAUGUGCUGGUCAGGCACUAUGUGCUGGACUUGACUGUUGACUUCCAGAAGAAGGUCAUCGGUGGCAACAUUGUCCUGUUUCUGGAGCCUGGUAAAGGAGCUGUAUCUUUAGCAUUCUCAGAAGAUCCACACCCACAGGAUGCUGGUGAUGUGGAACAAGCCAGUUGUUUUACUUCCACGCAUGUACCUGAUGAUGCAGGACCAAACCUUGAUCAAAAAAGUGGUGUAAGUAAGCUGCCAUGGGAUGAUAUGAAUGAGGAUUUUACAUUGAUUUUGGACUGCUGUGACCUGCUGGUGUCCAAGGUGGAGGAGGUGGAUGUGUCCACUGUGCCUGAGCUUGGGGACCUUCUCAAGGGAGACACGGUGGAUCAGGACAGUCAGAAUUCAUCAUUUGUUUUAGUACAGAAGCUGAUAUCCAUUCCUUCAGACCGAUGGAGACAACAGCAUGACCUCUAUCUCCAGUGCAGCUACGCCUCUGGGGUUCAUACACAGCCACUGCUGUUCCACAUGGACCAGUGGAGUCUUCAAGUCAGAAAGAAAGGGGUUCAAUCCCCUAGCGACUUCCCUCCUUGCCUUAGGAUCUGGUAUGAGACCAAACCUACAGGAGGCUCAGUGAGGUGGACAAAAGACCAGGAUGACAGGUGCUGUGUUUACACCAUGGGCUCCCCAAUCAACAACAGAGCUCUUUUCCCAUGCCAAGAACCACCUGUUGCGAUGUCGACCUGGCAGGCGUGUGUGAAGGCCCCGUGUGAAUAUACGGUUUUGCUGAGUGGUGAAAAUCAGGCCAGUCCCAUGCCUGAGGAGACGGGUUUCUUACAAUGGGAUUAUUAUGUUACUAUGCCAAUGCCUGCCUCAACUUUUACCAUAGCAGCAGGGAAGUGGCAGGAAGCCAGGGUUCGGGUUCACAACCUUGAGGAAGGGGAAAGUGAGGAGCCCUGUGCAACAUUAACCUGCAGAGGCAUGACUUACACAGGAAGUCAACCUACAGAUCAAAGCUGUGACCGCAAAAGCUCGCAUCCCAAGUUGAUCUUUUCUGCCGAAGAAGAUGAGCAGAGCAUUUGCUCCCAUGUGGAUUAUCCAUGUCGUUUCAGGCUCAGCACCUCUAGGGCUCAGGAUGUCAUACCCCAUCGAGUGUUUGCCCCAUUCUGUCACCUGCAGAAGGCAGAAACCAACGUGCUGCCACUCCUGCCCCUCUGCCUGUCUGCCGCUCACUCUCUUUUGGGUGUCCACCCAUUUUCACGUCUGGAUGUGCUCAUCGUUCCUCCUGGCUUCUCCAGCCUGGGCAUGGCCAGCCCACACAUUAUCUUCCUGUCUCAGAGUGUGCUGGCGGGUGAGAGAGGCCUGUGUGGGGCGAGGUUGUGCCAUGAAAUCGCCCACUCCUGGUUUGGCUUGGCCAUCGGAGCGCGGGAUUGGACAGAGGAGUGGAUCAGUGAGGGCUUUGCCACCUACCUGGAGGACGUGUUCUGGGCCAAAGUCCAGCAGCUGGGUACCCGUGAGGAUGAAGAGCAGAGGCGGCUGAAGGCUCUGCUGCGUUGGAGGAGGCUGAAGGAUGAAUUGCAGAACUCGGAUGAGGAGCUGCAGGUCCUCAGGCCCAAUAAGGACACCACAGGAGAAGUCAGUGAGUCUGGAGCCUCUGUAGUGAAGCAUGCCCUCAACCCUGGAAAACCGUUCCUGCAAGUACACUACCUUAAGGGUUACUUUCUCCUGAAGUGUCUGGCUAGUAAGGUGGGUGAGGACGAGUUUUUGAGCUUCUUCAGACUUUUUGUGAGAAGAUUCCAUGGCCAACUUAUUUUGUCUCAGGAUUUCCUUCAGAUGUUUCUGGACACGUUCCCAGCUUUGAGCAGUCAAGGCCUCACCCUUGGAGCCAUUUAUUCGGACUGGCUGGAUACACCUGGAAUUCCGAAGUGGCUGGAAGAAAUCAGCUCGACAUGGACACACACUCAACCAGUCAAAGAAGUCAAAGAGGAGGUUGUAAAAUGGAUGCUCCUGAGUGGCGGUGUUGGAAAGGGCACCAAACGGAAGAGAGCGGAGCCCAAGGUGCACUUCAAAGAGAUGAGUCCAGAGCAGUUGGUCCUGCUGUUGGAGUUUCUGUUAGAAGAGGCGGAGCUUAGCGUGUCCUGUCUCAGCCUACUACAGACAACGUACAGCCUGCGGGACCAGGAUGCAGAGGUGAAGCAUCGUUGGUGCGAGCUGGUGGUCAAGCAUAAAUACACAGCCGCAUAUAGAGACGUGGAGAGCUUCCUCAUUCAUGACCAGGCGAUGGGCGUGUAUCUGUACGGUGAGUUGAUGCUUCAGGAAGACGGGCGUCAGCAGGCUCUAGCCCGACGCUGCCUGUCAGCCAUAAAAGACGACAUGGACCAAUCAGCACGCUGCGUGGUGGAGGAAAUGAUCUUCUAAUCCAGGAAGAGACAAGGGUCCAAGAUCAGGCUCCUCUUCAGUCUUUUAAGUGUGGAAUCAGCUCCAGGGAAUCCACACAAACGCACGGAUACUUGAAGUCACGACUAUUAACAUCUAUUUUCUUCUCAAAGAAGAAAGGUACCUUGUGCGCAUGAGACUAAGGAGACGGUUUCGCUUUGUUUAAAGGCAUUUUUGAAAAUCAGUCAGUUUUGAAACAUGACACAUGCAUUUUUCCCCUACCAGUUUUUAAGAAAAGGUUAAAAAUGCAAAGGGUGUGCAGCUCAAUGCGUUAUAAUCCAUCCAAAUGAAAGCAUCUGGUGAAGUAACAAAGUACAGCAUAGACUGUUCCAGGGCUCGAGGGGAGAAACCUACGGAGUCUCCUUCUCCCAGUCUGAUCUACAGCAGAAUCUGAUAAAUGGAAGCUGUUUGUGUUGAAAACAUGGCAUGAUGACUCAUAUUUUCAUGCAAAACAUGGUAUCUCUGCACCACUAAUACUGUCCUGCAGAUAUGACCAUUACAGACACAUCAAGGGGUCAGUUUUUGGUACUUUCUGCUGUCUUUGGAUGUUCUUGGGGGGUGAGGGGUUGUGUGUUGCUUUUAUUACAACUGUAAAGGUGCUGUAACAAUGUGUUAUGUAGCUGCACUUACGGUGCAACAUUAAAUAUAUCUGUCUAUUUUGAACCGCUGUGUAGCAUUUCGCAUUUUUUGUAGGACUUUUCCAUUCUUGUUUGUUACUGCUCUGAUUACAUACACUGUGACUGAUCUCGCUGAAUUUGAUCGCUUGUUUCGUCAUUAUUUCAUUCAAUUUUAAUUUGGACUGUUUUAUGUGAAACACUGAGGAUCAGGGAACCCAUAUGGAGCUACGUAAAUAAAGUUAAAUUGUCACAGGA
This is a messenger RNA of Pygocentrus nattereri (red-bellied piranha), 3570 nucleotides long. It is a transcript of the gene aopep, whose product is annotated as aminopeptidase O (putative). The coding region runs from base 212 to 2680 and encodes 822 amino acids. The transcript is spliced from 17 exons. Gene Ontology annotation, molecular function: metalloaminopeptidase activity; zinc ion binding. The record is from RefSeq and is a predicted model, not a curated record. Gene Ontology annotation, cellular component: nucleolus. Lineage: Eukaryota; Metazoa; Chordata; Actinopteri; Characiformes; Serrasalmidae.